GUAUUUUUCAUUCUUUCAUUUGCCAAGUCGUGCCAAAAAUGUCCCGUGUGGACAGCACUGCAGGCUGUCAAGCCAAGGAGGAUGGAGAGAAAAGGCAGUGUGGCAAGUGCCACCGUCGAAUCUCGCUUGUAGAGUCCACCAUCAGGUGCAGAUGCGGAUUGUCCUUCUGCGAGCGCCACAUGGCGGCGGAAAAUCAUGAGUGUAAAUUCGACUGGCGGCAGAUGCAAAGGGAAAAGAUCGCUAGAGAGAAUCCGAAGGUGACUCAGUCAACCUCGAAGAUGAAGUCAAGCAAGGAUUGGUGUGACCAGUACUGUAAACAUCACAGUGUGGCAACAGUUGGCGAGAGGUCCUCUCAAGUCAUGCACCUGAUGGGAGUUCUACUGCUGGUGGUCUUCAACCUUCGAGGAAUCCUACACGCGUCAAUGAAUGCGCAAGUUAUGCUUUGGAUUCGGCAGGCCGUGCUGGGAUAUUUUCUUGGGCUUUUAUGCGCCCAUGCCUUGCCGUACUGCUGUGGAACUCCCGCGUCAUCCUGUCGCUUCUGUAUAUUUUCAUGGGUAAAAGGGUCAUGGCUCGUUCUUCACGGCAAGGAAGUGUUGUCCAAGCCUGACUGGUGUUUGGUAGCAGAAUGGGAGCAGGCCAAGGAGCAUCUCAUGUUUGCACUAACUGGCGGCAAGCGAAACUGCUUAACGCGGAAGCUGUAUGAUGGGCCAAGGAGCCUGCAAGCAAUUGUGUCGACAGUUGCUGCCAGGGUGCGAGAAGGCCAAACACUGGGUUUCAACUGCUCAUGACUUGAUGAGCAUGCUGAACCUUUCUUUAUCUCGCAGCUGACAGUGCACGACGUGGUCAUGCAGUUGCAAAAGGGC
Messenger RNA from Durusdinium trenchii, 863 nucleotides. NCBI's taxonomy places the organism in Eukaryota, Dinophyceae, Suessiales, Symbiodiniaceae. The record is from the annotation of a GenBank genome assembly.